AUGGCAUCAGCUACAUCAUUCCGUGAGCUCAUUGGCGUUCAGCCCUCCAGCGCCAGUCCCACCGACAGCGUCCUCAUCAUCAUUGAUGCGCAAAAUGAAUAUGCCGAGGGAAAGCUUCAAGUCGCCAACGUUGCCGAGUCGCGCAAGGUCAUUGCCGCACUUCUAGAAAAGUACAGAGCCGCCAAUGGAAGCAUCGUGCACGUCGUACAUGCCACGCCAGAGGGUGCUCCCGUCUUCACACCCGGCACCAACCUCGCUCAGGAAUUUGAUGAGCUGAAACCCAAGGAUGGAGAGGCUAUCAUCCAGAAGAAUUAUCCUGGUUCCUUUGCCAAGACGGAUCUGCAAGAGGUUCUUGACAAGACUGGAAAGAAGAAGGUUGUUCUGACUGGAUACAUGGCUCAUGUCUGUGUCUCAACCACUGCACGACAAGCUGCUGAGCGUGGCUUCGACGUUUUGAUCCCUGAAGACGCUGUUGGUGACCGAAACAUUCCCGGUGUCGAUGCGGAUCAGCUGGUCAAGGUUGCCCUGAGCGAGAUUGGUGAUGCUUUUGGAACUAUCAUCAAGAGCAGCAGCAUUGCUUAG
Messenger RNA from Fusarium poae, 582 nucleotides. RefSeq lists its product as uncharacterized. The record is from RefSeq and is a predicted model, not a curated record. The coding region runs from base 1 to 582 and encodes 193 amino acids. Lineage: Eukaryota; Fungi; Ascomycota; Sordariomycetes; Hypocreales; Nectriaceae. The transcript is spliced from 2 exons.